AUAAUAAUCAUGAUCAAUAAUAGUUAUUAUUGAUCAUCAUUGUUGUUGACAUCGGUGGAUUGUAGCUUUUUUCUUCUGCUCGCAAUGAAAUGAACACUCUGCAGCUUCCUGUUUGUUAGAGCAGCAUGGACGAGUCACAGUGUCCGGUAGGCGGAUACGAUGAGCGUGCGGCGGUGACGAGCCAACCGAGCGACAGUGUCCAACGAGGCCCGCCCCCGGCCUCAGGAACCACGGAGCACCUGGCAGUGAGCGGGGUGACCGGCAACAGUGUGGGUCCCGCACCGCCCUCUGCCCUGACGGCCGACGCCCCGCCCAGCCCGGCCAAAGGGGGUCACGCCAAUGGUCGUCCUCGUUCGAGCAGCCUAUCGGGUUCUCCGAGGCCGUCACUUAACUCCCCGCGGCCGUCGCUUGGCCGCCGGCCCAGCGCCAUGACGGAGGGUCCGGAGGGUGCGGCCGAACAGUCCAAACCUCCAGACUUCCUGAUGCUGGCCAUCCUGUCUUGCUUCUGCCCGCUGUGGCCCAUCAACAUCGUGGCCCUCACCUUCUCUGUCAUGUCUCGUAACAGCUUGCAGCAGGGGAACGUGGAUGGCGCCCGCCGUUUGGGCCGCAACGCCAUGAUGCUUUCCGUGGUCUCCAUCUUGGGAGGCAUCGCCAUCAUCGCGGCUGCCAUCGCACUCAACCGCGAACUGAUUUUGAAAUCUGGAUAAUGCAGCAGCGCCCCGUCCCGCCUCAAGGACGCCCUGCGCCCACUUCCUGCACGUUGAGAGCAUGUGCCUGAUGUUCUACCUCCGCUGCGGGAACCCGUUGCCACAGAGACCAACAGCACUCAUAGACGUUAGCCUCGUGAGCAGCGAGAAACGUCUUCUGCAUGAGCAACAAAAGCAUUUUUAGCAUUUGGAUGUUUACAAACUUCGUCACCAUGCCGGACGACCUAAGGUCACGCUGCAUGUUUCCAAACUUUGACCGUGGAUUGCUUUUUGCCACACGGCCUCCUUUCAAUAGUACUUUGUCAAUUAGCAAUUGCAUGCUGGUUGGUUUACUAAUGACUAUACGCUAAUAGCACCCCGAGCUAACCUCAGCUAACCAGAGCUAACUUUGAUGUUGCGUACGCAUGAAAUUCAUAUCGUAAUAAUCUCGACCACCAAAUGAGUUCAUCUGCCGCAUGAUUGU
Molecule: messenger RNA, 1170 nt
Organism: Phycodurus eques (leafy seadragon)
Lineage: Eukaryota; Metazoa; Chordata; Actinopteri; Syngnathiformes; Syngnathidae
Product: proline-rich transmembrane protein 2
Exons: 5
Coding region: 126-707 (193 amino acids)
Cellular component (GO): membrane
Source: RefSeq, a predicted model, not a curated record